AUGAAUAUUUAUUCAUCAACAGAAUCAAAUUGGAAUACAACUAAAAAACAUACGAUUUUAUCAAAUGGAGAAUAUUCAUCUCCAACAAAACGUUCACGUCCAUCACUUUCACAACGAUUAGGUGUUCCUGAUGAUUCGGAUCAAUCAGACGUUGAACCUUAUAGUCCAUCAGAUGAUAAUGAACUUGAAACACAACAAAGAAUUAUUCGACAACCAAAAGCAUCACUUAGAGAAUCAACAUUAGUAUCAAGUGGACAACAUUCAAAAGCUAUUUUAGAAUUACUCAAAGAUGAUGAUGAAGAUGAAGAAGAAGAAGAUGAAGAAGAAGAUGAAGCAUAUAGUCCAUCACAAUUAGAUCCAGCUACAAUGGAUGAAGUUAGUGAUCAAUUAAAAGAUGUAAAUAAAUCAUCUAGUACUAUUCCUAUUGUUCAACCAGCUACGUAUGUACCACCAUCUUCAUCAACUAUUCAUCAACAAGAUAUGGAUUAUAGAGAAAAAAAGAAAUCAAAUGAUACAUCAGUAAAACCUGAAUUAAAUCAAAAUAAUUGUCGUAUUAUUCCAAUUCAUGGUGAAUGUACAGGUGUUGAUCCUCGUCUUAAAAUUCAUUCAGCUCGUCUUCGUGCUAAAGUUCGUCAAUUAGUUUUAGAACGUCUUUCAACAAAUGAUUUAACUGAUCGUACUGAAGUACUUGAAGAACUUGAUCAUCUUGUUGAAUCACAUGGAAGAAGACUUUAUUGGUAUCGAGUUAUUUGUUUUUUACAAAAUAUUUCACUUACAAAUAAUACACCAAAACAAAUGCAUUAUUAUUUAAAAGAAGUUUCAAAAUUACUUGUUCUUACACCAACACUUUCAAAAAUCUUAAAAAUAAAACAAAAAUAUCCUAAAGAAAUUCCAAUUGAUCCUUUACAAGAACAAAUUAUUAAUGAUCCAAGAUCAGAAACAUUUACAAUAAAUAAUGUUCAUCUUAAACUUCUUCGAUACAAAUGA
Adineta steineri is the source of this 987-nucleotide messenger RNA. The record is from the annotation of a GenBank genome assembly. NCBI's taxonomy places the organism in Eukaryota, Metazoa, Rotifera, Eurotatoria, Adinetida, Adinetidae.